Messenger RNA from Planococcus citri (citrus mealybug), 8480 nucleotides. RefSeq names its product Helicase with zinc finger (gene Helz). NCBI's taxonomy places the organism in Eukaryota, Metazoa, Arthropoda, Insecta, Hemiptera, Pseudococcidae. The record is from RefSeq and is a predicted model, not a curated record. Gene Ontology annotation, cellular component: cytosol; P granule. Bases 398 to 5752 code for a protein of 1784 amino acids. The transcript has 18 exons. Gene Ontology annotation, biological process: regulatory ncRNA-mediated post-transcriptional gene silencing. Gene Ontology annotation, molecular function: nucleic acid binding; zinc ion binding; protein binding.
CGUCAACUCGUCAAUUUUUUUUUCUCUGUAUCGAUGAUAAGUUUCGGUGUAAUGUGUGGUACAGGAGAGAUGGUUUGUUUAAAUAAUUUCGUAGAAUGUGAAAAUUAAAUUAAAUGUAAAUGUAAAGUGCUCGGUUUUAAUUGUGAUUUUGUACAUAAAGGUUCUUUUUCGUCAAAUGUAUUUUGUAAUUAAUUGUAGUGAAUUUAUGCGGCGUGUAUUUCUUCUGUACAGUAUCCACCAAGCUGACGACCAAAUCGCUGAUAGAAUUGUGUAAUGUUAAUUUUUCUGAUCAUGUAAAUGAUAUGCUCGCACUGCAGUCGAAUCCACUGAUGCGAUUGACACCACGUACACAUUGCUGAGUUGAUUUAUAUUGUACAUACGAUACACAUAAAGUAAAAUGAACGGAUUCGAGUUCAUCGUUAUAGAAUGUCUGAAGCAGAAACGAUGGGAAAACGCUCUAUUCUAUUUGAAUCAGCUGCUAGAUACCGACGAAAAUGAUAAAAUGGAGAACGCCAAGCUACUGGCGUACUUGUUGUGGCGUUCCGAAUGCUUUUUCGAAUUGAAUAAUCAUGAAGCUUGUGCACGAGACUGUCGUAAGAUAAUGAGCCUCGUACCGAACGAAGCACCGAGGAAUAAUUUCUGGUUCAAGUCGCGUUGGCGUUUGACUCAUUCGUUGAUUCAACUGAAAGCUUUCAACGAAGCUAAACAGAUCGUCCAACAGCUGAUCAACCUUUGUACAGAUUUCACCAAACAAGAAUGUGUAAAGCUGCUGGAAAGAAUCAAGUUUAGCUCGCAGUUCGUUAACGGUGGCGAUAAAGAGAGUAAAGCGACUCUAAUUGAACCUGUUAACGAAAAAAUAGAUAAGAAGACGACGAACGAUGUUAAAACCAACGACAACAACAGGAAUGAAAAGAAUAGCUUUUUUUGUAUAUUUUGCAAUAUAUUGUUCGAAGACGAGGAUGAUUUUCGAAGUCAUUGUUCGACGCAGAAUCAUCAACAGACUAUUAUGAGCGACGAAGGAAGAGAUUGGAAGAAAAGACCUCCACCUCGAGGAUUAACUGCCGAUACGUAUAAUCUUUGUCCAGCUUUCGGUAGCGGUGCAAUUGGACAGUGUAAACAUGGUGCUCAGUGCGUCGAUGCUCAUGGAAUCGAAGAACUAAACGAAUGGAAAGAACGUUUCGAAUACAGAAUGAUGAGAUUACAGCGUGCCAACGAAGCAUUAUUGUAUGGCAAAUCGUACACAGAGUUGUUGCUGAACAGGUUGGCUGAGACAUCAAAUCCCGAAUUAAUCAUGCGAGAAACACUGGAAGGAGUCGACGAACAAAUCGAAGGUGAACUGACUACCAUCAUCGAUUCGAAGAUCUGCGAUAAGAAAUGGGUAUUCACGUUACACACGCCGCAAGUUCUUCGAGUCGUAGCUCUUCUAUAUGAUUCGCAUCGGAAUCAUUUUCUGCUCAAGAGAAUCACCACUUCGACCAAAAAUAAGAAAGUUCUAAUCGACGAAGAACCGAUAAACGCUCAAGAGUGGACUUCGCGUUUAGACGACGAAGAAGAUGAAGAUAGAUUAACACAUAAAGUCGAAGUCACCUUUUCAACCAAACUCUACGGUACCUUUCGCCAAACAGUUCUGUUCGAUUUUGGGCAAGAACCUGUACUAGCGAAGCACAUUUGUGUCGAUGUUGUACCAGUUAAAGAUGCUGAAAAAAUGAAAGAAAUGCAGCAGGAGCUCGUGUUGUCGUCUACUGAAAGAUGGGAGAAAAGUAAUGCUGUCAUUAUUCCAUUCGUAACGACUACUUUCGAAAAUAAUCUAUCUGCCAGAGAGAAAGAGCUUUUGACCAAGUACUACGUUCCUACCGGGCAUAAGUUUACCAUAACGCAAUCGAUGAUCAACGAUGAUAUCGUCACGAUGAAUAAUUAUCGUUCGAGGAUGCACGAAUUAUUGUAUAUCGAAGAAAUGGCUUGUUACGAGCAGGUGGCCAAAUACAGCGUUCGAGCUAGCGUUCAAAUUGUCAGUUCGUAUAUCCUGUCGCCGAGCGUUUUCGGAGCUAGUACAGCUAAAUUUUCCACAAGCGGUGAACUCUUUGCUAUGAUAUUUUUAAACGAAGACGUCUCCGAGGAUAGUCCAGGAGGUAGAUUGGUGCUAAAUAAUUGUUGUACAGUUUUAUUAGCCGAUGAGAGAAAAAUUCGAAGAUCUAAGCAAAUGAAAAAACCCAAAGUUUACGAAGCUCUGAUCGAAGAUAAAGGUAAAAAUACGGUGUAUCUUCGUCUAUCAGCGCAGAUGGUAACCGAACUGAAGCUGAAAGCAGAUACUAGUAAAACCUUAGAAAUGCAAUUCCAAUUAAAUCGGAUUCCGUUUUGUGAAUGGCAUCAGGCUGUCGACUGUAUCUCGAAUUACAGAAUAAUAUUUCCCGAUUUAUUACAAGUUCCCGAAUUACCCGAAACAGAUGAAAAUAAAUGGACGGAAGAUGAUUCGAAGUUGAAUGAGAAACAAAAAGAAGCCGUUGUUGCUAUAACGUUACCUCGUGAUACGCCACUGCCUCCUGUUUUAAUUAUUGGACCAUUCGGCACUGGAAAAACGUAUACGUUGGCUCAAGCUAUUAAACACAUUUUAAAAGAACCAGAUUCGAAAAUUCUCAUCUGUACACAUUCAAAUAGCGCAGCAGAUUUGUACAUCAAAGACUACCUCCAUUCGUACGUGAAAUCCGGUUUAAAGGAGGCAACUCCUUUGAGAAUUUACUACCAUAAGCGUUGGGUAUCUACAGUCAGUAGCACGGUUUUAGAGUAUUGCUUGACUGAAGUUCAAAAUGGUACGAGAAUUUUUAAAGUUCCAACGCUGGAUGAUAUAUUAAAACAUCGUAUUAUAGUGGUGACUUUGAAUAUCGCGUCGCAUCUGUCGACUAUUGGCUUACCCAGAGGUCAUUUUACCCACAUUUUGUUGGACGAAGCUGCGCAGGCGAUUGAAUGCGAAGCUAUAAUGCCUCUAGCUUUGGCGAACGAAAAAACUCGUAUUGUAUUGGCCGGAGAUCACAUGCAGCUGAGUCCGGAGAUAUUCUCAUCUUUCGCUAGACAGAAGAAGUUUCAUGUGUCAUUGCUUCAAAGGUUGUACGAAAGUUACCCAAAUGAUUACCCGUUCAAGAUUAUUUUAUGCGAAAAUUAUCGAGCUCAUAAAGCCAUCGUCGAAUUCACCUCGAAUCUAUUCUACGAUAACAAACUGAUCAGCGUAGGAGGCCAGCCGAAGCAUAAGAAGUUCUAUCCGUUGACUUUUUUCACCGCUUUAGGAGAAGAUGUCCAGGAGAAGUAUUCGACUGGAUUUUAUAAUUGCGCUGAGGUUUACGAAUUGGUAGAACGAGUUGCUGAAUUGAAAAACGACUGGCCAAAGAGUUGGGGCGAAUUCAAUGAACAUUCUAUCGGCAUAAUGAGCCCGUAUCCGGAUCAGGUUUAUCGUAUUCGUAUCGAAUUGAAAAAACGCAGAUUAUUCGGAAUCGCCGUUGAGCGAGUUUUAAAUGUGCAAGGUAAACAGUUCCGCGUUGUUUUUCUAAGCACGGUUCGUACAGUCCGGACGUGUAUUACUGGCGAGAUUGAGUCGGAAAACGCAUCUUUGAUGGACUACGGAUUUCUGUCUAAUAAAAAAUUGCUGAACACUGCUGUGACGCGAGCUCAGAGUUUGGUAGCUGUUGUUGGUGAUCCGGUUUCGUUGUGUUCUUUGGGAAGAUGCCGAAAAAUAUGGGAGAUGUUUAUCGAAAUCUGCUCAAUGAACAACAGUCUGUACGGUUUAACGUGGCAGGACUUGAAAAGUUUACUAUUAGCCGUCGAAAUGAAGAAAAAAUACAAAUUAAACCCGUUAGCGCCUGAAUUCAUCCCUCGAUGUUUGCACGUCGAACCAUACUUGCAAAUGUUGGGCUCAUCGUCGACAAUUUCGCAACCGCUUACGGGAAUGUACCCUUAUACAGACGCCAGCGCCGGAGGCGCAGCUGUCGGCCAAAUGAACAACAUCCAAGCUGGUCGCGUGUACACUUACGACAACAUACGUUACCAGUUACCUCAAAAACAACCCACCGUGAUACCAGCAGCGGCUACCGUAUUACCGGCUCAGGUUGCGGCGCCACCUCCGGCAGUUCCUGCCACCGUUGGAUGGAGUCAAAGCGCCGCUGCGGCUGUAGCAGCCAUCCCAGCUCUGAACGCAGCGCCGGUGGUGAAUCCUCUGAAUGCAGGUGCAGCGGCCGUGGCCGUCAAUCAUUACAGCUCGGUCACGAUGAAAGCGCCGCCGCCACCGGCUCAAUCUCAGACAACUAUCAGAGCUCCGCCGGGAUUCCCACCUCUUCAAGUUCGCCCGAAUUCCAUCGUUUAUCCACAAGUCACAAGUACACCGUUCGCAGCUGCCAAUGUUUUUCAACCUUUUACGCAAUCUCCGGCUACUUUCAUACCUCCUCCGACGGCCGUUCGAAACGGAGUGACGACCGAGAGCGGUAUACCGUUGCAUUUGACCCUGAUACCGUUGUCGCAAUAUAUGCGCUCGCAUCCUCCGCCGACUACUUAUACCGCUAUUACGUCGACUGCUAAAACAUUCAGCCCUGCUACGUUGCCUGCCGCUGCUAAUUUCGCUACCGCUAAUCCCGUCUAUGGAGCUCCUCUGAUACAAAAUGGAUAUAAACCGGUGAUUAACGGAGCGUACGUGCAGAACGAAAUGAGCUACGUGUCGACCGAGUUUCCUCCGGCUACGUACACGGUGCCACCUACUGCCAGUCCUGGUACUAUCACCAUACCCGGUGCAGCUACUGCUGUUUCUACAAAUCUUAUCAGUACUAAUCAGUGGGAAACCGAAUUGAAGAAUAUUUUGCCACCGAAUAUCAGCUUGGCGGAAAUAUUGAGGAAUACCGUUUUGCAAAAGCAGUGGCUCUCUCAUCUUGUCGAUUCGAAAAUGAUACAACAAGCUCAAAUGUUUCUGAACUUGAUCGGCACCUAUACAGUAAAGGAGACCAUCGUACAGCAGUCGCUUCCCACCAGCACGACUGCUGCUGCCAUUAACCGAAGAGUGAUCAGAGGCAUUGACGGAGUCGACAUGUCGGCUCAAGAAGCUUAUCAUUUAUCUCGCGGUGCUGUCAGCGGCGCGUUUGCUGUAUCUGAAGCACAGCCUUUGGUAAUGAAUGGCGGAGAUAAACCAACCAUGGUCGCAGGUACACCCGCCAAGGAAUACGAAUCGGUGACAGAGUCAUCCAUCCCUCUAGAUAACUAUCUACCCAGCUCUCUGAUACCCGAUUUGCUACCAUCGAGUAGCAAACGCGCCGGACCUUUAUACAACAGACAACCUAGUAAAGCGAACUGCAAACCGGAUGCGGUCGAGUUCGCACCCCACGUCAAAAACCCCGCCAACGUCAACUCGAUGACCGAACAAUUUUCAAAGAAUCUCAUCCUCGGCGACGCAUCCUCCUCGUACGUCGAUAGCUAUCCCCCGAUCGCGUAUAAAAUGGAGAACGGCGAUGUGGAAUUGGCUCGCAGGAGAACAUCGUCGUACGCGGCUGCCGAAUACGAUCACAGACACGCUGCCACAACCGCAGCAGCCAACGAAUUGCACACGAAGCGAUUAUUCAAUCAGCAAAAUAUGUGGAAUUUGCUACCGUACUCGUUGCAUAAUGAAAAUACGACCACUUUUAACGAUGCUAGCGCCAUGACUUACGCCGCUGCGCUUCGCCAAACCCAAGAUAAAAUUACCGAAAGAGGAUUCAACGAUAAGUCGUAUUUCAAUUUCAAUUGAACGCGUAAAUUUUGGGGAUUUUUUUUUUCAUUUUCUCGUUCUUGGUAAUAUAUUCUAGUCUUAUUUCUUUUUGCAAUGUGUUUUUUCUUCUCUCUUUUUUUUUCGUUUUUGUUUAUUGAAUCUUUUUUUGUGAAAUUUUACCGCGUGUAAAUAAGUAAACCGAGCAUUCGAAAAAAAUUUUAAAAAAUAUCUUGUAAAUAUAUUGUAAAAAAAAAUGCGAUAUUGGAUAAACCAUAAAAAAAAACAUUAGUUACGUAUCGAUGAUCGUUCGAAAUCAUGGAAAAACGUAAUUAAUAGAAAAAAAAAUCAAAUGUUAAAUUGUAAUUUUUUGUAUGUUUUUAAUUGUUUCAAUUUUAAUAUGUAAAUUAUGUAUGGUUUUUAUAGUGAUUUUUUCUGUUGUAAUUUUAUCAUUAUUUUUCAUUAUGAAUAAUUUGUUUUUUCUUCUCGUAAUUUUUUCGUUGAAUUUCAUUUUCUAUUAUUAUUACUUUCUUUUUUUUUUAGAUAAAGUUUGCCUAUACCAUUGUCUUAUAUACCUGUUUGAAAUGUUUUGCAUGAAGGAGUGUCCUUGCUGUAUCGAGCUAUCCAUUUUGGAAUUUUGAAUUAUGACUUUUAAAAGCAGUUUCUUGUUUGUGUUUUCUAUUUUUUUUUUUUUUGUGAAAAUUAUUUUUUUUGUUUCUUUACAAGAUUAUUUUUUUUUUAAAAUUGAACAGGAAUUUGGAAUUUCUUUUUCAGAAUUAGGAAAUGUUUAGAAAAUAUUUUCCUCGCGAAUGAGGUCGAGAAACUUGAAAAAAUUGACCUACGAUAAUAUUUUUUGAUUUUCGCUUCAAAAUCGAGAAAUUUUCGGAAAAAUUUUUCAUAAAAAAAUAUUUUUUGUCUCUUUUUAUUUUUUUAGAAAAUUUUUUGAAGGUUUAGGAAAAUUACUCUUGAAAAAAGGAGUAGAUACCUAAUGUUAUUGAGCGAACAUUGACGAAUGGCAGAUUCAAUGCACUUACCUCAUAUUGAUCAGUCAGUUGAAAUCAAAUCUGAAACUAUUCAGCUUAAAAAUGAAAAAUUAUUGAUCAAUCAUUACUGAAAUAUUAAUCAACUUUCACAUUUCAUUAAUUUUAAGAAAUAUAUCAAUAUCUUGAAAUAAUGAAUUUCUCAAUGAAAAAUUGAUGGAAUAUUAAUGUGUGAUGGAUUGUAAUUGGAUCAUUGAUAGACAGGCUGGUGUAAUUAUAACUCGAUAGAUUGAAAACCGAUUGAUUUGUAAGAACAAAAUCGAUCAAUAUUGAUUAAUCAUGCAUAUUUUGAUAAUCGAUUGAUUUUUAAGUCAGUGACCAUUCUAUUUAUCGUAUUUGAAUUAUCGAUACGUUGCUCGAAAAUUGAUUUUUCGUUGUUGCAUAAUCAAUUUCUCAAAUUCUUAAUUCAUUUUUAAAAAUUCUCAUCGAACUAGAAAUUUUUGCUUCUAUUCAAAAUUAAUGAGAAAUAAACAUGGCCUAAUCUUGGAUGACUUUCUUCCUUUUGAGCUCACCUUUUCAAAAUGAGGAAGUCGACAGUUCAUGACUGGAUCUCAAAAUUCUAUAAAAAUUUGGUCAUCAACUUUUUCUGUGAUUGAACUAACCCAUUUAGUUGGCAAAAAGUAUGAAUAAGCGCAAGGAAUGGAUGUUAUUGAGUAUAAUACCUAAGCAAAGUUUUGUAAAUCAUUCCUGAAAAUUUUAAUUCAAAAUUAAAAUGGGUAGCAUGUUGUAGUGCACUCCUUAUGCAAACUUUGUUGCUUACCUAUCUACUUUUAAUGCUUACCUUAUAUUUUACUCUUUUACACAAUUCACAUUAAGUACACUGAGUAUACACAGACUUUAGUAUUUACCUAAUAUGUACGUAGGUAGCUACAGCUUGAGAGUUCUACCUGAAUAUGCAUAAAAAAGAAUUAAUGUUGCUCAUCCUGGACGUAGAAAAGCAUGUACCUAAUACCUAUACCUAUCGUCGAAUCGAUUAUUAUUUUGAUCAUUAUUAAAAAUUUUAAUCAAUCAAUGUAGGAACCUAUUGAUUUAAAAUUUUACGAUCAAUUUCAAAAGUGAUACAUUAGGUAUGAUACCUUGUGCUUUUUCAAUCUGUAUCACAUGAAACUCAAAAAAAAAAAAAAAAAACAUCUGUUCAUUGCAAUAUUUUACUGUGAUAUGAUUUUUGCAUCAUUUUCAUUUCUGCCAGCGGCUGUAUUUUGAGUUAUAUUUUCCUCCUUAUAAUAAACAUCCCUUCAUCUCUUCAUCCCUUAAUCUAAUAAAAUUUGAAAAUUACCAACAUCAAAAAGCUUACACUUAUGCAUAGGUAGAUACGUAUUUUAUAGGCAUUAUUAGAAGCCUAUACAUGAACUUAUUCCAAUUACGAUAACAUUGAAUUAUUAAGCGCUUGUUGAUUUUAUAAUUAUUGUGUAAACAAUUCAUUCGUGUUUUUUUUCCUUUUCAAGUUAUGUAUGUAGGUAUAUAAUAUGUAAGUAUUGUAAAAUUUAUAUUACAUUUCUUGGUGUUGUAAUUACAAAAUGACUACUGUGUGACAUGUUGUUAGAAAUAAAAAUAUAUCUGUUUAGAUGGUGUAAAAGAAAGGUACGUGGAAAAACUAUACCCUGUGUAGAAAUUCCAUCGGACUACUAACAAAAGUGACGUUCUGAAAGAUUACGUGAUUUAAUCAGUACUUUUGGCCAUGUGUGUCAUUUCCAUGUACCUUUGUUUUACACCAUGACUAUUCGAUACAA